AUGCGGUCGCGCUUGGCCGGGUGUUUAUUACAGGCCUCUGGUCUUUCUUCAACUAAAGCUCCACUUGCCCGCACUCUAGCGAGAAGAUCAAUCCAAAGACCAACCCAACAGCGCCUGCCCCUCCGGACCUACUACACAUCUCAUCGCUCUUCCAUGCGCAACCCUGAAUCGGACCCAGACCUCUCAGAACGAGUCAGCAAACGGCGACGAACCUCUUCGCCUAGGCGGAACCGGAAAAGCUCAAAAUCCACCAUGAAUUCCGCCGGGCCCAUCAUAGAGCUCACUCCGAUUGAGAGCACCCUGCGCACCCUUCUUCUUGAUGUUGCUAAGCACGUUGAUAAAGAAAGGAUCACACAAAGUGGCGGCGGUGUGCAAGGCCAAUCCGAGACCAUUUUGCGAUUCACUGGAGGUUGGGUGCGGGACAAGCUGCUUGGGAUUGGAAGCAACGACAUCGAUGUUGGUAUCAGCAACAUGACGGGAUUCCAGUUUGGAAUGGCUCUCAAAUCUUACCUGGAUGUUCCCGGACGCCUUGAGAAGUAUAAGAAGAGCCUUCCACAAAAGGAAAUGCACGAUGCUAUCGUGAGCCUUCACAAGAUUGAAGCAAACCCGGAAAAGUCCAAGCACCUCGAGACCGUUACAACCAAAAUAUUCGGCCUAGACAUUGAUCUGGUCAAUUUGAGGAAAGAAACAUACACAGACGACAGUCGUAAUCCACAAAUGGAAUUCGGCACUGCGGUUGAAGACGCUUUGAGGCGCGACGCGACUAUUAAUGCGCUAUUUUACAAUCUCAACGAGUCACGGUUGGAGGAUUUUACUGAACGCGGACUUGAUGAUAUGAAACAGCGGAUCAUUCGUUGUCCAAUGGAGCCUUAUCAAACAUUCAAAGACGAUCCUCUUCGUGUCCUUCGGUUGAUCCGAUUCGCGAGCAGAUUGGGAUACCGCAUCGAUUCAGAAACAGAGGCAGCUAUGCAAAUUGAGGCCAUCGGUGAAGCUUUGAAGCUCAAAAUUAGCAAGGAGCGUGUGGGGGCAGAGUUGGAAAAGAUGUUACGUGGUCCUGAUCCUCGCGGUGCGCUGGAGUUCCUCGACCGGUUGAAAUUGUUCCAUACUAUUUUUGCCAACCACCAGGACGAUGUCCAAGCGGACACCUCGACGUGGCCUCUUGCAUACAACACGUUGGCACGAAUGCUCCGCUCAGAACCUAGCGACGAUCCAGAGGCUGCGGCGGCCACCAAGCGAGUUUGUGGUAUCCUGUUCAGUGACAAGUCAACUAUCUAUUAUUCCUGGAUGGUUGCGACAUUUUCUCCUUGGUUUUCCAGACCUCCGCGCCCCAUGAAAGGCAAGGAAAAAAGGCCGCCACCCCCACGAGCGGUUGAGGUUGGCAGAGACAGCUUGAAAACUGACAACAAAAACCUCACUGUGCUACGUGCUGCCGCUCUAAACUACGAAGAAAUCACCCAAACAAAAACAGCACUUCUCAGCAACAACAUCACUGGGACCCCCGCAGAAAUACGACAGCGAAUCGGAUUGCUAAUUCGAGCAUGGAACAAGGAGUGGAAGCUUUCAAUCCUUGGGGCUAUUUUACAAGAGGUUAUGGGACAUCGUGACUUCACAGAAGUGGUCCAAGAAUACGACCGGUUCCUUGCAUACAUCGUAGAAAAUGACCUGGAGGAAGUGUGUGACCUUCGGCCAAUUGUAAACGGAGACGAAAUCAUGAAGAGCCUCGGAGCUAAAAAGGGCCCCUGGAUGAGCAAGGCAGUAAACAUGAGUCUUGAGUGGCAGCUGCUUCAUCCCGAAAUUGACGACAAAGAAACGGCGCUGAAGGAGAUCGCAGGCCGCCGAGCGGAAUUGGGGUUGUGA
Messenger RNA from Penicillium brevicompactum, 1857 nucleotides. RefSeq names its product tRNA adenylyltransferase. The transcript has 3 exons. NCBI's taxonomy places the organism in Eukaryota, Fungi, Ascomycota, Eurotiomycetes, Eurotiales, Aspergillaceae. The record is from RefSeq and is a predicted model, not a curated record. Gene Ontology annotation, biological process: tRNA 3'-terminal CCA addition. Gene Ontology annotation, molecular function: RNA binding; ATP:3'-cytidine-cytidine-tRNA adenylyltransferase activity. Bases 1 to 1857 code for a protein of 618 amino acids.